AUGUCUCCUUAUGAAUAUUUGUUUAAGUAUAUAAUAAUUGGUGAUACGGGAGUCGGAAAAAGUUGUCUUUUAUUACAAUUUACAGACAAAAGAUUUAGAGCAGAUCAUGAUUUAACAAUAGGUGUAGAAUUUGGGGCAAGAUUAAUUAACUUAGACAAUAAACAAAUAAAACUUCAAAUAUGGGAUACUGCAGGUCAAGAAUCCUUUAGAUCAAUAACGAGGUCAUAUUAUCGUGGUGCAGCGGGAGCAUUAUUAGUUUAUGAUAUUACUCGAAGAGAAACAUUUAACCAUUUAAACAGAUGGUUAGAUGAAGUACGACAGAAUUCAAACCCACAUAUGGCAAUUAUUUUAGUGGGAAAUAAAUGUGAUUUAGAAAGAAGAGAAGUUUCAGUAGAAGAAGGUGCACAAUUUGCUAGACAAAAUGGAUUAAUAUUUUUAGAAACUUCUGCAAAAACAGCAAAAAAUGUUGAAGAAGCUUUUAUUUACACUGCACGGAAAAUAUAUGAUAAUAUCCUAGAAGAUGUUUAUGACUUGAGCAACGAGUCGUAUGGAAUUAAAUAUGGGCCAACUAACCAGUACUCAAGAGUGAAAUUAGAUAUGCCUUCUUUACCGGAAUCAAGAUCAUCAUUUAGCUGUUGUUAA
Molecule: messenger RNA, 642 nt
Organism: Plasmodium malariae
Lineage: Eukaryota; Apicomplexa; Aconoidasida; Haemosporida; Plasmodiidae
Gene: RAB2
Product: ras-related protein Rab-2, putative
Exons: 7
Coding region: 1-642 (213 amino acids)
Cellular component (GO): Golgi apparatus
Molecular function (GO): GTPase activity; GTP binding
Source: RefSeq, a predicted model, not a curated record